AACACCGUACCGUGGUUCGGCGAGGCGUGGACCCAGAAUUGGAUGAGAAAAGGCACUUUUAUGAUGGCAUCGAGGACUUCCUCACAGAGGUGGGAAGGGAUCUCGCUCGUAAGCUUCCAGCUGAUGUUACUGAGCCUCUAAACGUUGUUUUCUUUCCUCAAAUCGGUUUCCUCAUAUCCGUCCCUCUUAAUUUUCAAACUGGGAAGCCCGUAUUUGAAGGCGGACGAGAUGGCCAUAGUGUCUGGCAACCAAUGUUCCGAACAAAUUUGGCAGGCUACUUCAAAAAUGAUAAUAUGAUUGAAAUGGACGAAGAAUUUGGAGAUACAUACGGGACAAUAUGUGAAAGAGAAAUUGAGAUACUUCAUGGUCUUGCGCAGAAAAUCCUUGAAUUCGAAACCCUCCUGACGAAGGCCUCGGAUAUAUGUGGCGAGCUAGACAGUAUUCUAGCCUUAGCUCAAGCGGCGAAAAUAUACAAAUUAAAUCGUCCUCUGGUAACGGACCAAAAUAUAAUCAAUAUAAUUGGUGGACGGCAUCUUUUACAGGAACUCACAGUGUCGUCAUUUGUCCCGAACGACACGUUCCUUAGAGGCGGAGAUGGUCAAAGGCAUGACGAUGAGGGAUGCCAUUGUCCGGAAGGGGAUCCCUCUUCCAAUUUGCCCAGCAAUGUGCCGGAACAAAAUAAUAAUGCUAGCAUGCUGAUAAUGACGGGCCCAAAUUAUUCCGGGAAAAGUGUCUAUUUAAAACAGGUUGCAUUGAUAGUCUAUAUGGCACAUAUUGGCAGCUUCGUACCAGCAGAGAGCGCUGCUAUUGGGCUUACUGAUAAGAUUUUAAGUCGUAUAUCUGCAAAGGAAACUGUUACCAAGGUUCAAAGUGCAUUUAUGGUAGAUCUUCAACAAGCUGCUUUUGCGCUGUCAAUGGUUACCCGCCAGAGUCUCAUCAUUAUCGACGAAUUCGGCAAAGGAACUGAUUCGAGUGACGGCGCCGGUCUGGCAUGUGGCAUCUUUGAGUACCUUCUGAGUCUAGGGGAUGAUAGACCGAAAGUGCUUGCUGCAACCCAUUUCUACGAGCUUUGUGAACUUGGCUAUUUAGAGCCGCGCCCUCAACUUGCUUUCGGCCAUAUGGAAGUUCACCUCGACCCUGAAGCGAAUGAAGCUGAGGACCAAUUGGCUUACCUAUAUAAGUAAGAUGGAAGGGAAACGGCGAGAUGAAGAUGAUUGUUGAUUAUUCCUCCCAAACGUGUAGUUUUCGUCCGGGCCCGAGCAUGUCGAGCUUUGGAACAAGGUAGAUCAUCAAUGAAACGUGAUUCUGUACGUCUCCCACGCCUGCCCACUAACAUUACCAGCUGUGCUGCGAUGAACGGCAUAGAUAUGGCCGUCAUUGAGCGAGCAGAAGAAUUCAUCAGACUGGCGGCACGCGGCGACGACCUUGUCUUGGCCUGCACAGGCCUUACAGAGCAAGAGGAGUUGGAAGUUGAG
Molecule: messenger RNA, 1475 nt
Organism: Xylona heveae TC161
Lineage: Eukaryota; Fungi; Ascomycota; Xylonomycetes; Xylonales; Xylonaceae
Product: P-loop containing nucleoside triphosphate hydrolase protein
Exons: 9
Coding region: 252-1184 (310 amino acids)
Biological process (GO): mismatch repair; chiasma assembly
Cellular component (GO): nucleus
Molecular function (GO): ATP binding; mismatched DNA binding; ATP-dependent DNA damage sensor activity
Source: RefSeq, a predicted model, not a curated record